This is a messenger RNA of Hydractinia symbiolongicarpus, 1052 nucleotides long. RefSeq lists its product as uncharacterized. The record is from RefSeq and is a predicted model, not a curated record. NCBI's taxonomy places the organism in Eukaryota, Metazoa, Cnidaria, Hydrozoa, Anthoathecata, Hydractiniidae. The coding region runs from base 9 to 1052 and encodes 347 amino acids. The transcript has 2 exons.
UUUGUACCAUGGAUGACUUCGAUGUCAACUUCCGACAAUCCGAUUGUGUAUUUAAUGUUGUUUCAAAAGCUGUUCUUCACAAUUCACAAAUACUUCAACAUGCUGAUAUUGGCUCAAAAUGUUAUGAAGAAUUUGUCACGGAGAGGAUAAAAGGAACAAAAUCGAUAUGGGUACCGUUAAAAAAAGUGAAAAUAGUAACUUUCAAAGAUCUUGAAAAAUCUAUCAAAAAGAGAGUAGGGGAUAAAGUUAUACAACUCAAAGAGGAAAAAACGCUAGUAUCAAGAUUUUUAAUCACUGCACGGAAACGUCCCGAGUUGGAUUUGGAGCACUGUAUUGGCAACUUUGAGUUUUCUGUUGUACCAAAGGCCUUGUUCAGUGCUGAUGGAAUUCCAUUGGCUUGUUUAGACAAAUCAAAAUUGAUUCACGGUAUGGAGGAAUUAGCCAGCAAAGGACAAACGACCAAUGGUUUAUCUGGAGAAGUCGAAACAAACAAAGUAAUCAUUAUAGAUGGAAUGGCUGUUGUGAAUCAAACUCCAAAAACACCGGCAGUUAAAACAUGCAAGGAUUUCGCAUCAGCUUUCACAGAACGUGUACUACAAAUUUCAAGAGGAUGUGAUGAAAUACGAUUGGUAUUUGAUCGCUAUAUAGAAAACUCCUUGAAAGCACGGACAAGAAAGCAUCGUACAUCUGGUAAUGAAGUUCGAUACAAAGUAUCAGACAACACCAAUAUUUCAUCCAUUAGUCUCAAGCAAUUUCUUUCCCACAUUGAUACAAAGCAAGCUUUAACCAUCUACCUGGCAAAGAAAGUGAUGGAGGCUCUUUCAUCAUUGCAUAUUCGGUAUAUAGUGACUUAUGAUACUAAAAUGGAAUCAAAUUUUGUUGAUUGUAGAAUACACGACCACGAAGAAGCUGACACAGCACUUAUAUAUAAUGCUAUGAAUGUUGCACAACAAUCUCCUUUCACCAGUUGUAUUGUUUACUCUCCGGAUACUGACGUGUUUCUACUGCUAAUUUACUACUAUGAGAUGUUACCAAUAAAUACCAUUUUUUAG